This is a messenger RNA of Thunnus maccoyii (southern bluefin tuna), 1870 nucleotides long. Its product is annotated as prothymosin alpha-B-like. The transcript is spliced from 5 exons. The record is from RefSeq and is a predicted model, not a curated record. Lineage: Eukaryota; Metazoa; Chordata; Actinopteri; Scombriformes; Scombridae. Bases 134 to 493 code for a protein of 119 amino acids.
AAGCACAACACAGUAGGUCAUAAUGUCAGUUGACCGAAAACAACAUAUUCUUACGUUUGAGUGACAAAUGUAUGGUUUGGUCAUUCACGGAUGUGCUGCGGUCCUGCUGACGUGCUGUGGUGUGUGAUAAUGGAUGAGGUCCAUGGAAAGGAGAAGCUGGAAUAUCCUGCUAGGGCACAGAGUGACAUGGGAGAAAAAAGAAGCUCAGGAUUCAGCGUCAGGCAACGAGGACCUGAUUCAACCUGAGCCUGACCUGCACAAUGACAGCGUUAAUUGCCUCGUCCAAGAAACAUCAAUGGAAGAUGAAGAUGAGGACAAUGAGGACGAUGAUGAUGAAGUUCAUAUACCAGGGCCAUCAACAUCAAUCACUACUCCCCCCUUUCAGUCACAUGAAGAUGAGAACAAGGAUGAUGAUGAGGAUGAAGAUUACACGCCAGGACCAUCAACAAAGUCCAGUGAAGGUGUUGAGUUAAGUCUGCCACUUCGAGAGUGAGAGAGUAGGAAGAGGGGGAAGAAGAUAGGUGGCAUAACAGAGAGGAGAGAGAUAAAGACCAGAUGAUCUCAGUGUCAUGCAGCCUGGCCCCACCCUCUACACCACCAUUUCAUGGUCUCCCCUUUCACUUUUCCAGCUGUUGUCUUCACCAUCAUCACAAACACCAAUGCAAAUGCUGCCAAAAGACUGCAGCCUGGAUUUAAAUUUGUUUGGAAACCUCUGACAUUGAGUGAUUUCUACAUUUUCUUGGCCAUUAUCCUUUUCUCAGGGCUUGUAAAAGAGCAUGACAGAGGAGAAAAUUGGAGAAAGGAAUGGCCAUACAACUUCCGAUUUCCUGGCCAUACGAUAAUACAGGAUCGCUUUGAAUCCACCAUAUGGUCCCUGCACUUGAGAAACCCAGUAAAAGACGAAAACAGCUGGAAGAGUAACACUACAGAGUAUGACAGACUGCUCAAGAUCAAGUCCCUGUACAUCGAGAUAGUGAAUACCUGCAAAGUACACUUCCAGCCUUAUCAGAACAUUGCCAUAGAUGAAAGGAUGGUGGCAUCUAAGGCUUGCAUGAGUAUGAGGCAGUAUAUGAAGGCAAACCCCACAAAGUGAGGAUACAAGUAUUUGUGCUUGCGGACUCCUCAACGGCCCACACAUGGAAUUUUUUUGUCUUUGAGGGGAAGAGUGUGCAUGUUCCAGGCCAGGGUUUGAGCUACACUUCAGUAAUGGAAUUGGAUUGGCUUUCCAAAGACUAAACAGAAUGACCUACUAAAAAAUGCAGAAUGGUGAGAUAUGUGGUGGAUACGCCAAAACAAACUUCUGUUUGUAAAAUGGCUGGACACACAUGAAGUGACCAUUUGCUCUACUGUGCAUGAAGCAUUCAGUGGACAGACUGGCUGGUGGGUGACAAACCAAGAAUGUGACCAUUCCCAAUCCUGUUCUGGAGUACAAUCAUAGCAUGGGUGGUGUGGAUCUUUCUUAUGCUUUGAUUGGUUAUUACAGUGUGCACCACAAAACUAUGAAAUGGUAUAACACCUUCUUUUACCAUUUUAUGGACAUCACUAUGGUCAACAGCUUCCUUCUCCCCAAGGAACUAUACAAAAAGAAGAACAAUCCCACCAUGAAAAGGCCAUUCAAGCAGAAGCACUUCAAGGAGAAGCUAGCUGCAGAGAUGCUGGAGUUUGCCAAAGCCUCAGCACCACCACCAAUCUCCUGUAUGCCUGCGUACUAUGGAGACGAUGGUACCCAAUCCAGGAGGUACUGCCAGAGAUGCCGGGAUGCUGGCAUCAAAAGGGUGAAGACACCUGUGUACUGCAUGAGGUGCCAGGUCCCUCUGUGCUUCACUCCUUAAAGAAACUGCUUUAAGAUUUAAUCCACAAGUUCAGAUAU